Molecule: messenger RNA, 3288 nt
Organism: Plectropomus leopardus (leopard coralgrouper)
Lineage: Eukaryota; Metazoa; Chordata; Actinopteri; Perciformes; Serranidae
Product: neuronal pentraxin-2
Source: RefSeq, a predicted model, not a curated record
GAGUUGAGCUCUCCUCUGGACUAAAUCUCCCAAUCUGCUCAGUGUGUGAGGAGGACAAACUCACGACAGUGGACACACAAGCUGCACCCACCGGGACACUAAGGUUUCUUUCACUCUUCAGUGACAGAGGCAGAAUUACAAGGCAACAUUUAGAUUAAAAUAAAUCAGCUCUUGCAACUAAUAAGAUCACAGAAAGAGCCGUGAUUUCUAACUGCCCCUCGCAGAUGAGUAGAUACUUUGAGACCUUCGUGCUGUCUGAUGUGUCCUCUCCAAAAACAAAGAAGUCAGCGCAACCUCUACCUCAACUGGCAUCACACAUUUUGAAGUGAAGCCAAGCUCCUUAGUCUUACUGGCUGAACUGUGGAUGGAGAUUAUGAGGAACUCUCAGUUGCUACACCUGUUCCUUGUUCCCAUUGCCUUUUCUUUACUUUCACUCCUCCCCUGCCCUUCAGCCGCCAGCUCAGGGUCUGACUACGACUUUGGAGCCCACCCACGCUUUGUUUGCACCCCUAUUCCCGUGGAUGCAGACCCCGCCUGCUUCCCCGCAGGGGGUCCAGGCGUAGGGGCGUCAGGGCCCAGCGGGCCUGGCCAUCAAAGUGCACCUCCUGCUGGUUGGUGGGGGGCGAGCGAAGAGGCCAAAGCCACCAUCCUCCACCUGAGGGAGAGCCUCGUCCAGCAGAAAGAGACCAUCCUGGACCAGAGGGAGACCAUCAGGGAGCUGACGGCCAAGCUCACUCUGUGCGAGGGCCUCGGACGGGGCGUGACGCCUCAUGACGAGCACCACGGCACGACCUCACACUCCCACCACGCAGGGGCGGCUGGCCAUCACACAUACACUGACAACGGGCACUAUAGCAACCAGCAGGGUCACCAUGGAAACCUUAUACCAGACUCACCGCACUACCCCUCUGUGGGGGGGCAACGAUCGGAUGGAGGGCACAGCAGCAACCAUCAGAGGAAGGAUAAACAUGUGACGCCAGGGGAGAUCACAUCAUCGCCAGAGCAGAUGGCGAGGAUGCUGCAGGCGCUGAAGGAGAGACUGGACAACCUGCAGAAGAGGAACACAUCUAUCGCCUACUCCAGCUCUCUGAAGGAGCUGCUUCAGAGGAAGAUCAGCGCUCUGGAGGAGCAGCUGCACCAUCAGACCUCCGCCCUCAGCGGCCCCGACCACCACGAUGACGACAGCAGUCGCAGAGACGACAGAGACCAUCACGACGAUGACCAUCAUCAUGAUGAUCAUCAUGAAGAUGAUGAUCACCACGACGAUGGACACGACCACAAGGACGACCACAACGAUGGCCACCACAGUGACACUGAGCACCGCAGCGACCAUCACGAUGACAGCCACAAUGAUGACCAUCAUGAUGCAGAUGAGGACCAUGACGACCACCAUGACGACCACCAUGACGACCACCAUGACGACGAUGAGGAUCAUGAUGAUCACCACAGUAAUGAAGCAGACAGCCACAGUUACCUGUCACACACAGGAUACAGAGAACCAGUGCCACGGACUGGUUUCCAUUCAAAUAAACUGGAGACGAUGCUCAACCAGUUGCACCUGGCAGGUUCCAGGAAGAAAUUUAAAAGUCCUGACGCCUUCCAGAUCAGCUUCCCCAUGAGAACCAACUACAUGUACGGCCGGGUGAAGAGGACGCUGAUGCAGGAGAUCUUUGCUAUGACUUUGUGUCUUUGGAUCAAGGCGGGUGUUGGACCCGUCCUGGGGACGCCCUUUUCUUACUCUGCACCCGGACAGGCCAAUGAACUGGUGCUCAUCGAGUGGGGAAACAACCCCAUGGAGCUGCUGAUCGAUGAUAAGGCUGCGACGCUGCCCCUGUCUCUGAGCGAUGGGAAGUGGCACCACGUGUGUGUGACCUGGUCAACGAGGGACGGACAGUGGGAGGCCUACCAGGACGGAGUGCAGAGGGGGUCCGGGAUAAACCUUUCCCCCUGGCACCCUAUCAAACCCGGAGGGGUCUUCAUCCUGGGACAGGAACAGGACACUCUGGGAGGCCGUUUUGAUGCCACUCAGUCGUUUGUGGGUGAGAUGUCGGACCUGCACAUGUGGUCGCACGUCCUGACUCCCAGUGACAUCUACAGCCUGGCGUCCUGCGGCAGCCACCUUAGGGGAGACGUCAUUGCAUGGUCCGAGACGGAGGUGGAGCUUCGUGGAGGCGUCGCCAAAUACCCCUUUGACCCCUGUCACUGAAAGGCUGAAGAAGAACAUGGAGAUAUCCUGGAACGUACUGAGAACAUUUAUCAAAAGGUGCAAGAAUAAAACAAAAGUCCCUUAUUUGAUUUAUUUCUCAGGACAAUCACUCAGUGGCACAAAUUCAAUGCCUUCCUUUAAACUUAAUCAGUGACUUUUUCUUUAAAAAGAAAAAAAUAAACAAACCUAAUCUGUGUUUACAGAGACUCUGUAGGGACUUAGUGAUCUUGGGCCUUAGGUUUCGGCCUCUAAUGUGAUCAUGAGUUAGUGUUUUAUUUUUAAACAGAUAAGUGCUGUAUGUGACAUAUUGUCAUAUUGUUAAUACGACUUAAUGCUGUGAGGUCUGUGAUGAACUUAGCAGAUCUCACACAGGUUCUGUUGUGGUGAAUGUUGCUAGUUUGAACAAUACUUUUAGAAAUGUGUUGAGAAAUCAAUUUUUAAUCAGGAUGCUCCUUUUUUUAAAAGGUGUCCGGAGAAAUACAGCUAAUCUACCAAAGAAAUGUAGAAUUGAUUUGUUAUACUUUGUAAUUUCAAUAAUUUAUGUGUCAUAGAUAAAUAGGUGUUUAUUAUGGGAGAAAAGCCUGUCUGAAGACUGAAUUUAGGGUUUAACAGCCUCUGCUGGUUUUACAAUUCUUACAGGAACUCUUGGCAUGAUACUGUAAUCCAGCAGUACUGCUAUAAAUUUAUAUAAAGGUUUAAGAUACAUCUUUUUUUCUUUUUUUUUUUUUUUUAAAUAAUGGACUUUUCUAAACUCUACAAUGCAUCUGUUUGUUUAUUGAACAAGUUCCUGGCAUUUAACACUUUUUACUCUCCGAAUGAAUUAGAUUAUUGUUUUUGAAAUCAUGUAUUUUACUUGAUCAAGUCAUUGCACUGUGACUUUUUAAUUUCUUACAUGAUCUGGCCUUGACUGUAUAUUUGUUAUUUUACUGUUUAUAAAACACUGUAUUUAGGCCAGGUUAGAUUUUUGACGUUAUAUAUUCAGUUGUGUGUUUUGUUUUUUUUUUUCAUAUGUCAUGCGAAUGUAAAUAAAAGUGUAAAAGAUAAGUUUUUAAUAAGUCUCUGUUUUUGUACUGUUUGUGGAG